Molecule: messenger RNA, 2456 nt
Organism: Ipomoea nil (Japanese morning glory)
Lineage: Eukaryota; Viridiplantae; Streptophyta; Magnoliopsida; Solanales; Convolvulaceae
Product: probable acyl-activating enzyme 18, peroxisomal
Exons: 12
Coding region: 1170-1832 (220 amino acids)
Source: RefSeq, a predicted model, not a curated record
AAUAGGCAACUAUUUCUAAUAGAAAUGGUUGCCUUAAAAUAGAACUUGUUUUAUAAUAGGCAACCAUUCCUAAUAGAAAUGAUUGCCUAAGAUUAACCCUACAUCUAUGCAAAUCAUCGAAUCAGAUCAGACGAUCGACCUCGACUUGGCCUGGUGAACGAAAUACUCCAUCGAAUCAGAAAACAUCCAUCGAUCUGCCGACGUCGACGCUCCUUUCGACCUGCCGUUGCUCUCGCCCAGCGACCCAUCGCCACCACGCGAUCUGCGCCCGUCCGAUCUGCUCCCAUCCGACCUCGAUCGACGCUCCGUUCCGAACGCCGCUGCUAUCGCCCGGCGACCCACCGCCACCACGCUGUUGGCGGAGACCACGUCCACGACUCACCGCGACGCACCGCCACACGCACAGCACCACGACGCGCCGCCAUCCCCGCCGGCGCCACUGCCGCCUCCCCUUGCCGACGCACAGCAAAAAUUAGGAUUUCUCUUGCUGUCAGUGUCCUACCAUCUGGAAAAUCCCAAUAAUGGAUCAGUAGAGAAGAAAGAGGGUGGAACAUUGUUGAGCCAUUUUUCUAGGGUUUUGCGCACAAUUCUGGAGGAGUUAAUCUCACCUCCAACUGUUGGAGCUUGCCUUCAAUGCUCAUGCUUUGGGAGCUUUAGCAGAGGUUGCUGGACCUUGUCUUGAUGCCCCCCUUGGGUACCAUCCUUCCUGCUUUACUCACUGCAAUGGGUUAUACUGUAGUAACCUAAUUUUUAUGCCAUAAUGCCAUUUACUUGGUUUCGUCUUUCACAUCAUUUAAAUUUUGAGUCAUUGCUUAAUUUGAUUUGUGUUUUUUUAUCAUUGCACAAUUUGCAUGUGUCAUGCUUUCAUCUUGAAAAUAUCGGAGGUUCAAUGUCUUGCCAAGAAAGCAGCAGAAACUGUUGUCACUGUAAUUGGCGAGGAAGGUAUCAAGUCUUUGCUGUUGGGGCUUCUCAAAGGAGUUGGAGAUAUUCAGGGCUUCAGUCAGACAAAGUUCUGCAUACUUUAUUGGAUAUUUAUUAAAAACCAGUUAUCUAUAUCUUGUUGAUGAGGCUCCAAAUGUGAUAUCCACCCUGAUUAUUUUACUAAGUGAUUCAGAUUCAGCUACCUUGACGGAGAUCCAAAAGCAAUACCUUGGACUCACCUCUCCCCCAUGAGAACUGCUGCUGAUGUCCAAGCUGGAGAUGUAUAUUGCUGGCCAAAAAAUUUGGGAUGGGUGAUGGGGCCAACUUUAGUAUAUGCUUGCUUUUUGACUGGUGCAACUCUGGUACUCUAUCAUGGAUCUCCUUUAAGCCGUAGUUUUGGAAAAUUUGUUCAGGAUGCAGGCGUAAGUAUUUUGGGCACCGUUCCUAGUUUGGUGAAGGCCUGGAAAAGCACAGACUGUAUAAAAGGCCUAGACUGGACAAGAAUAAGGGUAUUUGCUACUACUGGAGAAGCCUCUAAUGUUGAUGAUGACCUAUGGCUUACUUCGAGGGCCUACUAUAAACUCAUUGUGGAAUGUUGUGGUGGCACAGAGCUUGCAUCCACCUACGUUGCAGGAAGUCUUUUGCAGCCACAAGCUUUUGGAACAUUUAGCUCAGCAUCUAUGGCUGUUGACUUUGUCAUCCUUGAUGAAGAUGGCCAUGCUUAUCCAGAUGAUAAAGCCUGCAUUGGUGAGGUCGGUUUAUUUCCUAUCAAUUUCGCAGCUAGUGAGAUCCUACUGAAUGCUGAUCAUGAAAGUGUAUACUUCAAGGGAAUGCCAGUGCACAAAGGAAUGCAACUUAGGAGGCAUGGUGACAUCCUUAAAAGAACUGUUGGUGGUUAUCUUGUUGUAUAAGGGAGAGCUGAUGACACAAUGAAUCUUGGGGGUAUUAAAACAAGUUCAGUUGAAAUAGAGCGUGUUUGCAAUCUGGCUGACAGAAAUGUUGUCGAAACAGAUGCUGUCAGUGCAUCGCCAGCAAAUGGUGGUCCUGAACAGUUAGUUAUUUUUGUGGUGCUCAAAGAAGGAUUUAAGAUUGCACCAGAAGAGCUGAAGACAAAAUUUUCAAGAGCCAUACAGAGCAACCUUAAUCCUUUAUUCAAGGUGAGUGCUGUAAAAAUUGUUCCAUCAUUUCCACGAACAGCUUCAAAUAAGGUACUGAGGAGACUUUUAAGGGAUAAAUGGAAGCAGGAGCUUCACACAGAGUAAACUUUAACUCACUAUCUGGAUGAUGCAAGAGACAUGGUACUGGCCUGUUGUGCAUAUUGAUGUCUACAUAGUUGGAAGUUUAGUUUAUCAUACAUAUAUGUGUGUAUGGUUGUUGUAUGAUGACAAUGUAGCUUGCUUUAUGAUCUGUGUCAGAAAAUAAAGUUCUAGAAGUCUCAUGAAUAAUCUUUUUGCACGUACGUGUACAAGAAUAAUCUGUGUGCUAUGACUGUCUUUACCUGCCUAAAAUUUAUGAUUCAAGAAAGCAUUAUAAAA